This is a messenger RNA of Exophiala aquamarina CBS 119918, 1125 nucleotides long. RefSeq lists its product as uncharacterized. The record is from RefSeq and is a predicted model, not a curated record. NCBI's taxonomy places the organism in Eukaryota, Fungi, Ascomycota, Eurotiomycetes, Chaetothyriales, Herpotrichiellaceae. Gene Ontology annotation, molecular function: oxidoreductase activity. The transcript has a single exon. Bases 1 to 1125 code for a protein of 374 amino acids.
AUGGCGUCCGAACAACUUCCCGCAUCGAUGAAAGCAUACAUCCUGGAAGAAUUCGGUCAACCCUACCAACUGCGUGAUAUCCCUCUUCCUAUAAUCGAGCAUCCAGAUGACAUCUUGAUUCGUGUCGAUGCAGGAUCAUACUGCCAUACAGACGCUGUGGUGGCGGCUGGCACCAUGCAUCCACCACCGCUUCCACACAUUGGCUGCCAUGAAUACGCCGGAACAGUGGUGGCCCUUCCACGGGGAAAGUCAUCGAAUCACGGCUUGAAGAUCGGAGACACUGUCGCUGUGUCAGGCCGUGGCUAUCAUGUUUGUGAGAAAUGCCGUGAAUGCCAGAAUCCUUCCGGUCCGGUUCCUGAUGAGCCUGGAUUUUCGGUGUACUGCCCUUGGACUCAUGGCGGCCUCGGCGUUCACGGACCUGGAGGAUUUCGAGAAUAUGCGAUAGUAGAUUCGAAGCAAGUGUCACCGAUUCCGGAUCAGAUGACUGCUGUUGAAGUCGCCCCGCUGAUGUGCGCUGGACUUACGAUUUAUGCGGCUCUGAUGAAGUGCAGCCUUCAACAGGGACAGAGAGUCGGGUUUAUAGGCUGUGGAGGUGGCUUGGGACAUUUGGGUCUACAAUUUGCGACAAAGAUGGGGCUUAAGGCGCUAGGCGUUGACAUUGCGCCCGCAGCCUUGGAGUUUGCGCAGGAGCUGGGAACUGGUGCAGACAUUGUGGACGCCUCAAAAACCAAAGCUGACGAAAUUCGCCAACAGUUAGGUCAAACGGACGGCGCGGCACACAUCUCGGAGAUGGGACUUGAUGCUGUCCUAAUUCUGACUGACAGUCAGCAGUCAUUCGACUAUGGCGUAGAUCUGGUCCGCAAUGGAGGAUUGGUUGUCGUUGUAUCGUUUCCACCCGAGGGAUUUCAGGUAUCAGCAGCAGACUUGGUAUUUCGGCGAAUACGGUUAGAGGGAACGCUAAUAGGUUCAAACAAGGCUAUGAAGGAGAUGUUGGACUUUUGUGUGAAGUAUGAUGUCAAAGCACGAGUCAAGACUUAUCCUUUCACCAAACUGAAUGAGCUUGUUGAGGCGUAUCACUCUGGAACUCCUGGCAAGCUGGUAGUGGACUUCUCGAUGAGGAAUUAA